AAAAAAAAAAAAAAAAAUGGCCAAUUCAAGUUUAUCAUCUGCUGUACUUAUGAAGCUAAUUGCUCUGUUACUUCUUUGCAUUGACCCUACAGAUGCUCAAGUAGGAGUCGUUUUCGGAACUAAAACUCGAAAGCUACCACACGCGAAAGAAAUAGUCGCGCUUUGCAACAAACACAACAUCAAACGAAUGCGAAUUUACGAGCCAAACCACGAAAUCCAAGAAGCACUAAAGGGCAGCAAUAUAUCACUCAUUCUUGGAGUUCCGAACAAAGAUAUUCCCACAAUCGCCUCAAACUGGUCCUUCGCGCAAUUGUGGGUCGAAAAAAACAUCGUCAGCUUUAACGAUGUCAAUUUCCGGUACAUAGCAGUUGGAAAUAAUAUCAGCCCAUUAGACAAAGCCACCGAAAAAUACGGGCCUCACGUGGUCCCCGCCAUGCAGAGCCUGGAGAACGCGCUCACCGUAGCUCGUUUUUCGAAAAAAGUCAAAGCAAAAGUCAACGUCUCGACUGCCAUAAGCCCGGAUCUCCUCAUCCCUUUCCGAACCCCUUCCGGGUCGGUUUUCGCUCGGGAGGUCCGGGCCCACAUUCACCCGAUCCUCGACUUUCUCGGAAAAUACGGCUACCCUUUGCUAGCCAACUUGCACGUGUACUUACCAUACGUGAAAAACCCGAAAAACACGAGCCUCGAUUAUGCGCUUUUCACUUCCAAACGAGCCGUGAUAAAAGACGCGUUUCACGAUUAUGACAACUUGUUCGAUGUUCUUGUGGACGCUAUGUAUUAUUCGGUCGAGAAGUACGGUGUGAGUAAUGUGGAGAUUGUGGUAUCUGAAACGGGCUGGCCCACUCGAGGUGGGCUCGAGGCCCAAUUGAAAAACGCGAGGAUUUAUAACGGUAAUUUGAUUCGGCAUGUGAAGGGAGGGAGUCCGUUUAAGCCCGAUAGGCCCGUCGAGACUUACGUGGUCGGGUUAUUUGACGAGGAUUUAAGGGAGCCCGGGUAUGAAUAUGAUAAGCAUUGGGGGAUUUUUAAUGAUAAGAGACAGCUCAAGUAUCCUGUUGUGUUUGAAUGAAUGAAUAAUGUCUGAUUUGAAAUAAAAAAAGUUAAAUUUAUGAUUAUGCGUUUG
This is a messenger RNA of Striga asiatica, 1120 nucleotides long. The record is from the annotation of a GenBank genome assembly. Lineage: Eukaryota; Viridiplantae; Streptophyta; Magnoliopsida; Lamiales; Orobanchaceae.